UUGCUAGUCUGCUCCAUUAGCGCGCCGGUUCCUGGCCAAGCUCCGAGCCUCUCGCUGCUGCUCAGGGUUUUCGCGGGCGGCGGGAGCAGUAUGGCUUGCUUGAGUAAACUCCGGGGGGAGGGGAGAGAGGGGAGUAGAUGGGGAGGCGGGGUCAGCGGAAGCGGCAGGUUGCUUCCUUCUCCUCAGGCUCCCUCCCCGCCUCUCCCAGAGGGAGCGAUGGGAGGGGGAGGGAAGGGCAGAGGGAAGGUAGUGUGACACGUGUCAAUCAACCCCCCUCCGGGGGGCGCGCGCUCCGGGGCUCGCGCCGAGGGCUCGCGCCCCUGCCUCGUGCCUGCGCCGCUCGUAUGUAAAUGAGGGCGCGUGACGCGGGACGCAGAUGGACAAGGGAAGAGAGAGAAUGGCCGCUGCCGCCGCCGCUGCUGCCGCCGCCGCCGCCGCCGCCGCUCAGUGCCGGAGCCCUCGGUGCGCGGCGGAGAGGAGAGGAUUCCGGCGGGAACUCGACUCUUGGCGCCACCGCCUCAUGCACUGUGUAGGUUUUGAGAGUAUUUUAGAAGGGCUUUAUGGACCACGGCUACGAAGAGACCUCAGUUUAUUUGAAGACUGUGAACCAGAAGAGCUGACUGACUGGUCUAUGGAUGAAAAAUGUUCAUUUUGUAACCUACAAAGAGAAGCAGUCAGUGAUUGUAUACCAUCUCUUGAUUCUUCACAGUCAACACCAACAGAGGAGCUAUCAUCUCAGGGCCAGUCCAACACUGAAAAGAUUGAAUGCCAAGCAGAAAAUUACCUAAAUGCACUCUUUCGAAAGAAAGAUCUUCCUCAGAACUGUGAUCCUAACAUUCCCCUAGUUGCUCAGGAAUUAAUGAAAAAGAUGAUACGUCAGUUUGCAAUUGAGUAUAUUUCAAAAAGUGGUAAAAUUCAAGAGAAUAGAAAUGGUUCAAUUGGACCAAGUCUGAUAUGUAAAAGUAUCCAAAUGAAUCAAGCAGAAAACUCCCUUCAGGAAGAGCAGGAAGGCCCCUUAGACCUCACUGUGAAUCGAAUGCAAGAACAAAAUACUCAGCAAGGGGAUGGAGUGUUAGAUCUCUCUACAAAGAAAACCAGCAUAAAAUCUGAAGAGUCAUCCAUAUGUGAUCCUUCUUCUGAAAAUUCAGUGGCUGGGAGACUACACAGAAACAGAGAGGACUAUGUGGAAAGAAGUGCUGAGUUUGCAGAUGGUUUGCUCUCAAAAGCUUUGAAAGACAUUCAGUCUGGAGCACUGGACAUAAAUAAAGCAGGCAUACUUUAUGGCAUACCUCAAAAAACUUUACUUCUCCACUUAGAAGCCUUACCAGCAGGGAAGCCUGCAUCUUUUAAAAACAAAACUCGAGAUUUCAAUGAUAGUUACUCAUAUAAAGACAGUAAAGAAACUUGUGCAGUGCUGCAAAAAGUAGCCUUGUGGGCAAGAGCUCAAGCAGAGCGCACAGAAAAAAGUAAACUCAAUCUACUUGAAACCUCAGAAUUAAAAUUCCCAACAGCUUCCAGUUACCUCCAUCAGUUAACUCUACAGAAAAUGGUUACUCAAUUUAAAGAAAAAAAUGAAAGCCUACAAUAUGAAACACAUCCUACUGUACAGUUAAAAAUUCCUCAGCUACGAGUAAGUUCUAUUUCAAAACCACAACCUGAUGGUCCUGGUCUGCUGGAUGUUAUGUAUCAAGUUUCCAAAACCUCUCCAGUCCUUGAAGGAUCAGCCCUCCAAAAACUGAAAAAUAUACUCCCUAAACAGAACAAAAUAGAAUGUUCUGGGCCUGUAACUCACUCAAGUGUUGACUCUUAUUUUCUACAUGGGGACCUCUCUCCUUUGUGUCUUAAUUCUAAAAAUGGAACAGUUGAUGGAACCUCUGAAAAUACUGAAGAUGGAUUGGAUCGAAAAGAUAAUAAGCAGCCCAGGAAAAAACGUGGCCGUUAUCGGCAAUAUGAUCAUGAAAUAAUGGAAGAGGCUAUUGCGAUGGUAAUGAGCGGAAAAAUGAGUGUUUCCAAAGCACAAGGAAUUUAUGGGGUACCUCACAGCACUUUAGAAUACAAGGUAAAAGAAAGAUCUGGAACACUGAAGACUCCUCCGAAGAAGAAACUCCGAUUACCAGACACUGGGUUAUAUAAUAUGACAGAUUCAGGGACUGGCAGCUGCAAAAACAGCAGCAAGCCUGUGUAGAUUACUUGUUAGGAAAACGUUUGUAUGUGCGUGAGUGCGUGUAUGUGUGUUUGCGUGUGUAUGUGCACAGGUGUGUUUUUGUGUGUCUAUCUGCACACAUGUGGGAAUUACAGAUGCUCACUCUGACAGGAGACAUGAAAUUUUACAGUUCAAAAACCACUUACAUGCCUUUUGAAAAAAAGUUUUAUUCAGGGUUUUCACUGUGGACAGAAUUAUAUAGUUGCUUACUUAAUUCUGAUAGUUUGUAUUUAAUCCUUGUAUAAAUAGGUGAAAAAGAUUCAGGUUUUCUUUAGUAGUCAAUAGCAUAAAGCAUUGUGGGAAAACAAGUAACUGUCAAGUGAAAUAUUUUUCUUGGUGAAAGACCACUCCAGCCAUUCAGUUGAACCAUCUUCUAAUGGAAAUAUGAUAUUACUAGUUUGUAAGCAUUUUUGCAUAACAUACUUACAUUUAUUGUAAGUAUAUGAAACAACCAGUCAAAGUUUAAACAGACAGCUAUCUCCACACUAAUAAAAAUUAAUAUAUACAGUAUUAGUACACUACAGUGCAUUCUAUGAAAUAUGAAAUGCACUCAAGUGCAUCCAUCAGAAAUAGAAAACCUUAAAUGAUAUGUAUAAUGAAAUUUAAUAUUUAUCAUUUAAUAGUUGAUUUAGCAGGAGGUUGGGGUUUAUAAGGUAUAUACUUUAAAAAAAAACUGACACAUAGUUAACCCCAGCAGCUAUAGAAUCAUUUAAUGUAAGAUGGAAUACUAAGAACAAAAAGUAAUUUAAAUUUAAUUAUUAAAAUAAUUUAAUUUUGUUUUUCAUUUGAAAAAUAAGCUAAUGUGUAAGGUUAGAAAAGAAAGUUGGAAUGCAACUUAGAGCAUGUUUAUAAUGUGCACAGAAAAAGCUUGAGAAUGAUAAUUUUGGUUUAAAUGUGCUGGUUAGUUGAUGUUAUGACUACUUUAAAUUUUAAGGAUUGUGACACACUCCUACUAUGGAAAAACCUCAGUGUAACUUUAAUAUAUUUGCUGCUGUGACAUUUCAAAACAUUUUCAGUUUAUCAAAAUGAAUUACAGAUUUCAUUUUGGUGGGCGAUACAUUAUCAUUUUGCUAAUAACCAAAUUUGCAGUUUGUUCAGGGUCUUGAAUAGAUUUACAAAUAUUUAACACUGAAGCUGUUUUGAACUUUCAGUAAUGUAAACUCUCUACUAAUUAGGUAGUUAGAAGCUGGGCAGUGCAUUUUAACUUUUACUAGACUCAUGAGAAAGACCAGUAAUUUUGUAUAGCAGUUUUAAAAUGUGUUUCAGAGUAUCCAUGUUGGAUUUAUGGAGUACGCAGUUUUAGUGGUAAAAUGUUAUAAAGCAUGUGCCUCCAUAGAAAGAAUGGGGAUUUGCUUCAUAAAUACAAAAUUCUUCGAGUGCCCCUUUUCUCUGUUAAAAUUCAGGUUCUGAUCAUUUUUUCUAAGCCAGUUUUCCUAAGUCCAAAAGGAAUACUUAAAGCUGAAUUUAAAAAGUAAGUGCACCUUGUCAAAUACAUGUGUUUUUACACUUGUGUUUGUGUGUAUCUAAUAAUCAUAUAUGCAUAUAAUACUAAAGAGAUUUUCAGCUAUUACAUUUAAAAACUGCUUACACAUGUUUAAAGAAACUGAAGAGUAGAAAACUACACAACCAAGUAGUUAUUUGGUCUCUCAGAUCUAUACUGAACCCUCUUCAGCUAUUAAAGUUACUUGCAUACUAGGAUAUGAAUCCUCUUGCUCUUUUUUUUCCCCCAAGAAAUUAUACAUAAUAGAUUGCAAAACAGCAGAUGUCAGAGUCAUCUUUCUUUUUAAAGAAUUAAGCCAUAUUUUGUGAGGGCCAGAACUUGGAUUAUUUAAUAUAUUUCCCCUCCGCCCCCCAUUGAAAAAUGAAGUUAAAGUAAAUGUUUCAACACAAUUUUAUUGACCUCUUUAUAUAGAACUUUACCUGCAAAAAUUGGGGGGUUUGAAUGCAUUACAUAAUAUUUAUAUUGUAUUGAGCUUUUUUAUUCCUCACACUAUAUUUACAUUAAUAAAUUGAUUGAGAAGUUUAUAGUAAAGGGAUACUUACAGAACACUUUUAUAUCAUUUAAAAGAUGACCUGACCAAAAACUUUACAGGAUUCAUAAAAUCAGGGAUCAUUUUGCUAUUGACUUCACAGUGAUCAGUAGUUUUAUAGGUAAUAUUAUAGUUAAUUUGCAGCAUUUUAGUACUCGUAUUAUUUAUUUUUGGUCAGAAAUAGUAAAUUAAAUAUUUUUUGAUAGUUUAUAGGUAAUGAUCAACCCAUAACUUUUAAAAGAAACAAAAUGUUUCUAAUUAUUGAGUUAACUUUUGAUUAUACAAACUAGGAAAGGCAGGGAAAUUUAUGGGUUCCUCUUCUCCCCAGUGAUUCUAUUAAGGUGUUCUUUAUGUUUAACUUUCAAAGUACUUUAUAAAUUUAGUUACCAGUUGCUACUUGUUAAUUGACAAUUUUCUGAAAAAUCCAGUUUCAGCAGACUUUUAGUGAAGGUGAAAGCAAUCCUUAUGUGCUUUCUACUUAUUUGAAUGUUCCUCAAGUAUUUUAUAUUAAAAAAAAAAGAAGGAAAAGAAAAAACAGUGCCUCUGUUUUUAGAAAACUACUGCUCAGUAAAGUUGUUUAAACCAUUUCUGGUAGCUAAUGACAAUUUUAUAUUAAAUUGUAUACUAACUUUAGUGAGACUGAUUUUUUUAGUUGUUUACAGUACAAAUACUUGUAUUUGUUCUUUAAUUACAGUAUUUUCAUUGUCGCAGUAAUUUAGUAAAACUCUGUGGCUGCCUUGAUUUUGACAGAUUUUGUUAAUAUAAACUGAUUGUUAGGCAAUUAGUUAUAUUUAUGCAUAAAUCAAUUGCACUAUAAUUCAUGAAUUAUUUAUUACAAUAUUUUCUAAUGAAUUCAUGUAUCUGUCUUGUGUUGUAAAUGUACUGUAAUUCUGUUUCUACUUUGUGUUGUUAUAUAUCUAAAUCUGAUUGUAUGAAUUUUAAUUGUUCAGUUAACGUGUUUCUAGGUUGUAAUUUGUAGUAAAGCACUUCAAUGCUUUUGCACUUAAAUUUACAACACUGUUGGUGUGUGAUUGAUUUACUCAUUCAUUCAGUAAAAGAAAAAAAGAAAAGAAAAGAAAAAACUUGACUACACUGACUUAUUUGAUUCACUCUAGGAAGCAGUUUUAUUAAUAUUAAUAAUAGAAAUUGACUUUUUCUAAAGACAACUCUCAGCAACAAAGCUUAUAAAGGGAAAAAUGGAUAGAAACUUACCAAAAAAUAAGCAGGAUGUGUUUGUUUAUAAAUCAAACAAAAAUUAGAAAAAAUUUUAGCACGAAAAGCAAUGGAGCUGUGAAACAUAACAAUUUUAGAAUCUUUAUGUAGUUAAGUGAGAGUAAAUUCUAGAUUGGAGGCUUAUGUGUAUUCAACUAUUUACUCAUACAUUUGAUUUUUCUUUGAGAUUCUAACAUAUAAAAAAUACAGAAAUGAAAAUAAUUAAAGCCAAAUAAGCAUAUUAUAGAAUUUUCUAAUUUGAGAACUUAGUUAUCUAAUAUCUGAGAGAGAUGUAUAAAAUCCUAAUAUCUGAAUAUCUAGUAACUUUUUAAAGCUGUUCUUCAUAUGACAUUGGAUCAAAAUUAUUGGGCCCUAUGAUAUUGUUGAGAUUUUCGAAGUUCCACUAUUAAAAAUAAUCAACUGAAUAAGAAAUUCUUAAAGAAUAGACUUCUUGGAAUGUCAAAAGAGAGCUAUUAAAAUUUUUCAAUGAUUUUCAAAAUAACACUAAUCAUUAAUUUUGAUUAGUUCUGCUCUAGACUACUAACGGAAAAAAUCAUUUGAGCAUUUCAGGAACUGUUACAAGAGCAUAGUAAUGUUUAAAAAAUAGUCAUUUUCCAAAUUUGCAAAAUUUGCUUUGGUGUUUUUGCUGCUACUCAACAGAGUUUUAUAAAAUGUAGAUACAACAUAGCCUACUUAUCUGUGAAACAGGUUAAACCAGUUUUAGGCAAGUAUUUUUAUGAGAAGCAUGUAAAAUCUCUCUUUAGUUACAGAUACGUUUAAUAGGCCAUAAUAUAACUUUUAAACAAACAUGUUGGAAAUGGAUCUGUCAGAACUUUUGGGGUUUUCUUUUGCUUAUGUGAAAAUUAUAGUUUUUAAUUUGCUGGGAAAGAAUAUAAUACCACUUAUACCCUCUUAUUGAUAGUUAACAUUUACUUGUGCCUUUAUUCUCUAUAUAUGUUUCCUGAGUUAUACAGUAGUGAAUCUUUGGAGUCGGUUCAAUCAUUUUAUACUCUAACCAUGAAAAAAUUUACAAAAAUUAUUUUCCAAAGGGAAGGGAUACCGAGGUCAUAUCCUGUCUUCCAUCUGUCUAGAGAUGACAGUAGACUUAAAAAUUUUUAUUGUAAUUUCAUCUCUUCUGUUUGAUAACUUCUUUAUGUUAAAUCCCAUGCUAGUUUUACUAGCGAAACAUGGAUUGAAUCUAGUAAAAUUAUCUUUUUCCUAGAAAAAUUUUUAUCUAAUCUGAAACAGUUGUUUUGAUGUUUUUGCUACUCAACAGAAAUUUUAUAAAAUGUAGAUAACAUAUUGCCUACUUAUCUGUGAAACAGUUGAAACCGGUUUUAGGGAGGAACUUUUUAAAAUCAGUUUCACUUUCAUUUUAAAAAUUAUUUAAUUUUUAAUAUUGGUGAACAUAAUAACCCUUUAUUAAAACAAAAUACAGUCUUCUAUCACUGUCCAUAGUCAGCAUAUUUCAGUUCCAACCCUAAAUAAAAUUUAUACAAACAGUAACUAACAACAACAAAUAUAAGAAAUCACAAGUGGGAGGCUGUUUUCAUGUACAGAGUUUGGUGAUAUGUUUAAUUUAAACAGAUACUUUUCUGAAACAGAAUUCUUUUAAUAUAUUUUAUUCUUCUUGCUGCUGGUAUUGGAUUAGAAAGUUUUUUUUUUUAUAUAGACUUAUACAUUGGUUGCUAAGUAAUCCUGGGUUUUAGUUUCCAUUAGAUUUAUGUUAGUUUCUACAGUGGGAUAUUUUCCAGCAUUUGAAAUUAAAUAAUUAGGUAAGUAAUGCCUUUAGUUUUGAUGUAAUUAAUUAAGUAUUUAAAAUAAAUUAAAAAUAGAUCCCAUUUUUAAAUAGCUUAAAUUUUUAUUUUAUUACUAGGUUAAAACGCCUGUUAUUUAUAUGAAAUCUAAAUCCCUUAACUUUCCUUUUGACUAUACAAAACGUUUUAUUAAUAAUUUUAUUUUCACUACCUUGAAAAAUAUUUUAUCUUUUUUUAAAUAAAGGUAUUAUCUUUAUUUUAAAUAAAGAUAAGAAAGAUUUUCUCCUAUAUCUUAUUUAUCUUAUUUGUACUAAUAUGGACUGAUAACUACGAAAUAACUUAUAAAAUGUCUACUUUAUAAAAAUUUUAACUCCUUCUGAAGCACUUUCCAUUAAACAUUCUUAAUAUAGCCAAAGCACUAAACAUUAGCAAUCUGUAAAUAUAACCAUAUCUAUCAGUAGCAGCCUUUAUAUUACACAAAACAUAGGGUUUUGCUUUGACUCAUAUUUUGUCAUAGGGAAUUAUCAUAAGUGCUUCAUUAUAUUUUUGGUAAACAAUAAUCAAGAUAUCACUUUCACAGCUCUCCAUAGGAAUUAGGAGUCCAGCAAUAUCAAAAUAUCUAUUUCAAGCUCUGUUAAAAUUCCUUAUGAUAUUAGUAUUUUUGCUGUAAUUCAUUUUUUGUUUGAUUUUUAUUUUUAGUUCAACUGUUGAUGCAAAAUCAGAGGAAGCUACUAAAA
Bubalus bubalis (water buffalo) is the source of this 7939-nucleotide messenger RNA. RefSeq names its product ligand dependent nuclear receptor corepressor like (gene LCORL). The record is from RefSeq and is a predicted model, not a curated record. The transcript has 7 exons. Gene Ontology annotation, molecular function: DNA binding. Gene Ontology annotation, cellular component: nucleus. Gene Ontology annotation, biological process: regulation of transcription by RNA polymerase II. The coding region runs from base 377 to 2185 and encodes 602 amino acids. NCBI's taxonomy places the organism in Eukaryota, Metazoa, Chordata, Mammalia, Artiodactyla, Bovidae.